GCGGUGCUGGGCCCCGGUGCGCAGCCGCCGCCAUCGCCGUCACCAGUGCCACCAGUGCCACGGCUCUCACGGCUACAACCGGUGUCCCUGGUGCCACUGCAGCCACUGCUGUCGCUGCAGCCACUGCUGUCACUGCAGCCACUGCUGCCACCGCCGCCAUGCCGCUGCGCGUCUCCGUGCUCUACUGUGGGGCCUGAGGCUACAGACCCAAGUAUGAGCGGCUCAGGAAGGAGCUGGAGGCACGCUUCCCUGGCGCGCUGGACGUGAGCGGCCAGGGGACGCCGGAGGUGACGGGAUGGUUCGAGGUGACGGUGGCCGGCCGCCUGGUGCACUCCAAGAAGAACGGCGACGGCUUUGUCGAUAGCGAUGCCAAGCUGCAGAAGAUCGUAGCCGCCAUCAAGGCCUCCUUGCCGUAGGCGUCAACGGACGCCCCGCUGCUGCCUUUACCGGCCUAGCGAAGCACCACGAGCGUCUGCCUCGCUUGGGUCAGCCGAGCGCUCCAUGACGGGAGCCGCCGAAACGUCCGCGGACACCGGGUGGUUUCCAGACCCCGUGCGCAGGAUGCUGGCCGGAGGGAGGCGGACGGCCGUCGAGCUUCGCACCCCAGCCUGUUUUUUUUUUAUUAUUAUUAUUUUUUUGGUUUGGUGUUUUCCUGCACGCUGGUUUUGUUCACCGUUGAGGCGGUCGCUCUCACUUCAGCGUGCUGGGGUGAGCGAUUCCGCCUUUGCACGGGCCGCUAACUCGCACAGAAAGCUUCUGCCGAGCCUGCUGGGUUGAAACGUAAGGAAAUAAGGCUCAAUAUUCAGGAAUUCUUCAGUGGGCAGCGCUUCUGGCUUGGGUUUAAUGAGGUAUGAGACACGCGAUUCUCAGGGCUUGCCCAAAAUAACACUAACAUUUUUUCUCCCCUCUGCCCAGCAGCAGCUCGGCGGAGAGCUUCUGCCCUGCCAUCUCAGUUGCCUUCUGUAAGUGUGUCACUGUUUGGGGACGUUUCUCAAUAAAAGCUGUGGAAACUUUGA
Cygnus olor (mute swan) is the source of this 1016-nucleotide messenger RNA. RefSeq names its product selenoprotein W (gene SELENOW). Gene Ontology annotation, biological process: response to selenium ion. The transcript is spliced from 6 exons. Gene Ontology annotation, cellular component: cytosol. The record is from RefSeq and is a predicted model, not a curated record. NCBI's taxonomy places the organism in Eukaryota, Metazoa, Chordata, Aves, Anseriformes, Anatidae.